This is a messenger RNA of Haemorhous mexicanus (house finch), 7894 nucleotides long. It is a transcript of the gene WNT6, whose product is annotated as Wnt family member 6. The record is from RefSeq and is a predicted model, not a curated record. Lineage: Eukaryota; Metazoa; Chordata; Aves; Passeriformes; Fringillidae. Gene Ontology annotation, cellular component: extracellular region. Gene Ontology annotation, biological process: canonical Wnt signaling pathway; cell fate commitment; neuron differentiation. The coding region runs from base 4766 to 6055 and encodes 429 amino acids. The transcript is spliced from 3 exons. Gene Ontology annotation, molecular function: cytokine activity; frizzled binding.
GAGGGGGCCCAGAGGGGUGGACACCUGCCCUCCAUCCCCUUCCCAUCCACGCACAAGGGCAGUGCACCUCCAGCUUUUCUUCAGAGGUGCUCAGAGAGGACCUCUCCCACCACCCCUUGCUUGAGGGGGGUCCAGUCCCAUGUCCCUCAAGCCACACAGCCUGUGUGACCACCCAGCAGUGGUCUCUCCUCUUUCCCUGCCCUGACUAGCACCCACACUGCAAGGCUAGAGCCUGUAAGGGCAGGCUGCUGGGCUGGAGGGCCUUGCCUUGGGCUGAGCCUUGUGAGUCACCCCCAGCCUUGCUGACCCACAGUUGCUACCCCACGGCACCCAACAGGCUGGGCUGCCCAGCCUUCCCCAGCAUGCCUUCUGCCCUGGAGCAGCACCAUAUGGGCAGAAAUGAAUCUCCCACUGGGAGAGCCCCUGCCUGAUGCCAUCUCUCUGUGCCCUUGCUGGGGCAGCUGCUGACCUGCUGGGUUUUUUGAAGGGACAAUGUUUCCCUUGCACUCUUUGAGAUGACUACUGGCUCCAGCAUUGGGCGACUUGUUUUCUCCCACAAAGGUGGCUGAACUUUUCCCAUUGCCAUCCCUUGUCCCUGCUCCUGGUCACAUCCACUCUCCCAUGGUGACACCCAGGCUCCCUGGCCUUGUCCUACACAUGCCCAUAGCUGGAGGAUUUGUCAGGCCUUUGCAUCAGAACCUUGAGUGCUUCAAACCCCCCGUGUGCAGGAGGGUACUGGGCACACCCUGACAUCUGCUGAGGCUUUGCAGGGUCCUCCCACAACAUGUGGCACUCACCUUUGGGCAUGAACUAGCCAAACCCUUGUGCUACUCCAGCUUCAGCCUCUGUCAGCACCCAGAAGAAUGAGGCAGUGACCAUGGUGGACUUCUUUCUUCUUAUCCCAGCCCUUCCAGGGUCUGGACAUGGCUUUAGGACCAUCACCUCUGCAGGUGAAUGCUCCCUCCAUCCCCCCAGUACCUGCAGCACAAGUUUGGGCAGCUCCUGCUCACACCAGCCUGGCCUCAGCAUGACGCUGCAGCUAGCAGGUCCAUGGGUUGGUGCAAUGCCAUGCCAAAGCCUCUAUCCUUUAGGCAGCUUCCCAGCUGUUUGCAUGCCGUCCUUGCCAAGGAGAUGUAAGGAGGAGGGAGGGGAAUGGGGUCCCCCUUCUCUUCCCAACCCAUGGCAUUUCCUGCUGCCUCAGUGCCCCGGCUGCUGCUCAGCGGCCAAGCCCUGGCUGUGCCCCCCAGGGCAGUGACUUGCUGCUUACUCAGCACACCUCCAUGGGCUCCUGCUCUGGUUCCACACCCAGCUGCCCUGUUAGUGGCAGCACUCAUGCAUGGCCUGGGUGAGGGGCUGAGUGUCCACCACAUGCCUGCAUGGGCUCUAGGAAAGCUGGGUGGGUGAAAAUUCAUUUGGGGGUUCCCCUUGCCCUGUUUGCACAGCUUGGAAAGAGAUGGGCUCCCUUUGGGUUUGACUUGUAGGCUGUCCCGCAGUGUGACAUCAUUGUGUGGGGUGUGAGGUGGCCUGUGUCCCCAGGGAUGGAGGUCAGUUGUCCAGGGCUGUCACCCUGAAGUUCUUACCUCUCCAGGUGGGUGCAGAAUUACCUGUGGGCUCAGAGUGAUGACCUGUGUACCCUAGUACCUACAUCACCCUGCUGAAGGCUUCCAGAGGCUGGGAUAGAGACCCGUAUGCGAGGCAAGACACAGCCUUACUACCGUAGAGCAGAGUCCCCCUGCCCCACAGGAGUGCCCAGGCAGCAGCACUCAAUGGAGGCAGGCCUGUCAGAUCCCACAUGGAGCUGGCAUGGCCCAACCACUGCUCUCCUGCAGGUGUGACUUCUGGAAGCUGACUAUCCUUCUCCCCACUGCCUAGUUCUACCAGCCUCACUGCCUUGGCUUCCUGCAAACCAGGACCUUGCUGGAUCCCCUCCAUAAUGAUCUGCUGGCAGGGGCCAGAAGUCCUGCUCCACAUCAUCCCAAUGCCCAAUGCUUAAGGAGAAGAUGGUGACUUGGCCCAGGCUCCUUGGUUCAUGAUUUUGGCUGGGAAUGAGACUGGGACAUGCUGAAAGCCUCAUGACCAUGAGCUGAGCUGUGAAAAAAUGGUGAUUGUGGCUCUUGGGAACCCCCGUCUCCGUUGCAGCAUGCACAGCAUCCAGAGCAAAGGGGUUGCAUCAGAAGCCCCUGUGACUCCUGUUUGAAGUGCAUCACUGGGACUGGGCUCAGGCUGUGGCUGUGGCAGCCUAAGGGGUGACAGCAGCAGGUGGGCAGAGGUUUGCAGCCCUUUUUCUGUGCCUCAGUCUCCCCUUUCAGCAAUGGGGGUUGUUUCCCUUACACAGGGCUGCUGGGAUAGUGGGGCUCACCAUUCCAUUGGCUUUCGAGGCAAGCCAGAGCCCCCCAGCAGCCAGUCUGGCAGCCAGCAAAGGGCACCAGGGGCAGGUGGCAGGGAUGCUGCUGUGCUGCUGAGCCUGGCUGGGGGCUCCCAGGCAGGAGGUGGCAGGGGGCCGGGGUGCCCCAGGCAAGUUGCGGGGAGCCGGGCUGGCGACCCUGUUCCUUCACCAGGGCAGGGGGAGGAGUGCCCGGCAGCAGAGGUGGGGCACCUUAAUUGUAGAUGCGGGAGGCCUUGGAGCGGGACAAGCUCAGGCAGAUCUGGGCCCUGCGCUGGAGCCCUUGCCAAAGUGGUAGCAGUUUGGCAGCAUUUUUCUUGCCCUUGUCUCCCCCCAUUCUCCCCCCCCUCUAAACCCUCUAAAGCAAAACAGCUCUUGGGCUCCCGGCAGCCUCCCUGUGCCAGAAAGUGGAGCCCAGCGGAAAUUAAUAUCGCUUGGGACUUAGGCAGCCCACCCCACGCCUCGCCGGCAGGGACAGAAAGCUGCUGCAUUCUCCCGCCAGCCUCACUGCUGCCUGGACCAUGGGUGGGGACCCCCGUGGUGCCGGUGAGCCGCCCAUCACCCCCAGACCCGCAGGGCUGAGCUCUCCUUCCUGGACUGAUCCAGCGGGCUGGGGUGAGCCACAGUUCAGUAUUUGAUCUGACGGCCCCGGGGGGCUGGCGCAUCAUUUUUAUAUGAGUACAAAGAGUCGUCUCUUAAUGAAAGUCCCAUCCCGACUCCCCCUCUUCCCCACUCCACCGGCGGAGGCAGCCAAACCUCCGCCAUCCUGCUGUGGUCACAAAGGACAGCAAGCUUGGAGACCAACAUGGAGGCUCGGAUCCCUCUGUGGUCAUCACGGGAUGGGUCUGGACAGAUUUUCUGGUCACUUUCCAUGUGGGCCUCAGUUUCCCCAUCUAUGGAGGACAGGCAAGCUCUGGGAUGCUUCCCCAGCUGCCCCAUCCCUUUGCAGAGGUCCAUGUGAAUCAUGCAGCAAAGGGAAACUGAGCUGCCGGGAGCAAAGGGAGAUGGGUUCUCCCCGGCAGGAGCGUGGGCUUGCCUCAGUUUCCCUGCUGGAAGUUCCCUUUCCGGGCUGUGCCUCUGUGUUGAGUGUUUAACCUUUAAACCUCCAGCCAAAGCAUAAGGGCUCCUUUUCCAGACUCUGCAAGAGGGCACGUCCUCUCCUAGCCCAGCUGGGGUCUGGUAGGCAGGAGAUCCAGGCAGCAGGGGAGCUGACAUCAAUCAAGGGGAUCCUGGCAGGGCUUUGAGCUUCAAACAAGGGGCUUGGAGGGAGUUUGCACUGGGGACAGGAUUGCAAGCAGAAUACUGCAGCCUGGUGUCCCCAACACAGCCCCCCAGCUGCACAAGAGUGAAAAGGAAACCCAGAACACAGUUAAACACUGAGAUUCAGCUUGCGAUUUUUGAGCCUCUGGGGCUUGGCCAGACUAUAAAGCUCUGGGUUUGGAAGCUGUGCAGCUGAUGCUCUCCAGUGAGUGGGGCUGAAGGCAGCAUGGGCCGCCCAAGCACUGCUCCCCAGGGAAUCCCAGGGAAUGUAACCUCUCAAUCAUCAGGCAUGUCCUGAUCCUGGGGUAUGCUGGGUCCAGCCCUGAGCUUCUGUGGGCAUCCAUGGCCGUGAAAAUCAUGUUGUUGAGCAGGAUGAGCUCUGAGCCCAUAGGAGCAGUGCUGGAGGCAGGGGUGGGCUGAGUUUAGGGUGUGCUAAAUUGGUGUGGCCCAUGGCUCUGGAGUUGCCCAUGGCAGAGCUAGAUAGAGCACGGCCUGUGCCAGCACGAGGCAGGGUGCUGCAGGCUGCGCAGCUGUGCGGGCUGUGCCGUGCAGGGCACUCCGGGCAAAAUGUGUGGGGAAAGUACAGGAGUUUCUGUAGCCCAUGGCACACUGGGGAGCACAGCAGCGUGCUCAGACUUUGCCUUCAGGGCCAGGGAGUCAGGCACCUCACACCAGCUGUACUGGCAAGGAGUUGCUGCCUCUGACGUGGGCCCAGCCAAGACUUGCCCUCCCUCGCUGGCAUUGGCAAAGCUGGCAAUGCCACCUGCAUCCCUCCCUUGCACUCCCGCACCCGCCCAUGGCUCCGUUCCCUGGAGUCAGUGCCUGGAUUUGGGGAGGUGAGUACAGGAUCCUGGCCAGCAGCCGAGGGGCUUUAUCAGAAGCAAGGUCACUCUUCUAGUCUCCCACGGGGUAAAGCAGCGAGAACCCGUGGAGAGGGGGAGACACACCAAGAUUGCUGGCUGGGCUCCUUGUUGUGUCCACAGCUCUGGGAGAUGCAGCUGCAUCGGGCAUCAGACACAUGGCAAUGCCAGGGCUGGGUUAGGUCAGUGCCAGCCGCAAAGAGCAGAUGCUGAGUAGCACAAUAUUUCUGCCAUCUCCCUUGGGGACAACGCCAUCACCCCCAUGGUUGUGCCCAAGGAUGUAGAGUGGUAUGUGCCAUCAUACCACUGUCCCACGGUAGGAGAUCCCCCAAUUCCCCGGUGGAUGGACAUGGCAAGGUAUUGCGUGGGAGAGCCACCCAUACCUAUUGUCCUAUCCCCACUGCAUUUGUCUCUCUGUCCCCUUGUUACCCUGGCUCAGCAUGGAGCUGGCACUGCCCCGCAGCCUUGCUCCAUCCCUGGGAGUAGGUCUGGUCAUGUCCCAUCCACACUCUGGUCUCUGCUGGGCUUGGGUGCUGGUUUUGCUCUGCUCGCUGUCCCCUCCUGCAGGGCAGUGGGGAGCCCCCUGGUCAUGGACCCCAACAGCAUCUGCCGCAAGACGAAGCGGCUGGCGGGGAAGCAGGCAGAGCUGUGCCAGCUGGAGCCAGAGAUUGUGCAGGAGGUGGCCAAGGGCACCAAGCUGGGCGUCCGGGAGUGCCAGUACCAAUUCCGCUUCCGCCGCUGGAACUGCACCAGCCACAGCAAGUACUUCGGCAAGAUCCUGCAGCAGGAUAUCCGUGAAACAGCCUUCGUGUACGCCAUCACGGCAGCUGGAGUGAGCCACGCCAUCACGCAGGCCUGCAGCAUGGGCGAGCUGCUGCAGUGUGGCUGUGAGCUGACACGGAGCCGGGCCCCCCCCUCACCCACCGCGGGGCCGGGCACGGAGGGCACCGCCUGGGAGUGGGGGGGCUGUGGGGAUGAUGUGCAGUUUGGCUACGAGAAGUCCCAGCAGUUCAUGGACGCAAAGAACAAGAAAGGCAAAAAUGACAUCCGAGCUCUUAUCGACCUGCACAACAACGAAGCCGGGCGCUUGGCGGUGCGCAGCUACAUGAGGACAGAGUGCAAAUGCCACGGGCUCUCGGGAUCCUGCACGCUGCGGACCUGCUGGAGGAAGAUGCCCCAUUUCCGCGAGGUGGGGGAUCGCCUGCUCGAGCGCUUCAAUGGGGCUUUCAAGGUGAUGGGAGGCAACGACGGGAAAACCCUCAUCCCUGUGGGUGACAACAUCAAGCCUCCCGAUAAACAGGACCUCAUCUACUCGGCCGACUCACCUGACUUCUGCUCGGCUAAUCGUAAGACGGGCUCACUGGGUACCCGGGGCCGUGUCUGCAACAGCACGGCCAUGGACACGAGCGGCUGCGACCUGCUGUGCUGCGGGAGAGGGCACCGGGACGAGACGGUGGUGCUGGAGGAGAACUGCCUUUGCCGCUUCCACUGGUGCUGCGUGGUGCAGUGCCGCAAGUGCUCCGUCCGUCAGGAGCUCAGCCUCUGCAUCUGACAGCCUGGGGUCAGGCGAGGACAAUUUGGGAGGCCACCUCCUGGCUCUCAAGGCCCCCCUGGGACAGAGACAGGUGGAGCCGGUGGCAGGGUCAGCGUGGGUGAGCUCAGCUCUGCGCUCCGGGGAGUCUUGCCUUCCCCAGAGGGCAGCACGGGGUUGCCUGGCAUCCCCAUGGUCCCCGUGGCACAGAGCUUCCACUAAUAAAGCUAUUUAAAGCCGUAUGCCACAGAGCUUCCUGGGGAGGGCUGAGAAGUGCUGACCACCAUACUGGAAUGGGAUGAGCCAGAGAGCUGCCUUGCCCCAGCUGUGAGUCCCAAUCAGUCGCACUCCUGCCAGCCCCUAGCCCUGCUGGGACCUGUGGCAAAGUCCAGCUUAUUUUUUAUCUACCCUCUGUUUUUCUCUGUGGUUGUCAAGCCUGGAAAUAUGUGUGGAUGAGGGAGAGUACUCUUCUGCCCUGCUCUGCUGCUUCCAGUGUGUGAGUGCUCUCCUCCCAUCACGCACAGCUGUCAUUGCUUGGGGUGCCUGUUUGUGUCCCGCCACCAUCUGACCUGGGAUGCUUGCAGUCCAUGGUGCCUCCACUCAUGCCUCAUGCCAGAGGUACAUCUAGCUGCUCUAACACUGUGCUGUUGUGCUCUGACUUUCCCAAGGGGACCCUCUAUUCUUUACACUCCAGCUAUGUCACUGCAGUCCCCGCUGCAGAGCCUGGCACACAGAAGCCCUGGACAGCGCUGACACUGUUGGCUUGGUGGCAUGCAAGGCAUUCACUUGGCAUGCCAUGGGCCACGUGCAACCCCACCUGGGUGGCAGGGUGCCAGGCAUGUAUGUCUUUAUAACCUGAUCAGCCUGUGCCCCUCAUGGACAAACACAGGGUGAGGAGCAGCCUGCCUGGCUGCCCAGCAAGGCAAGCUGCCAAGCCCCUGUUCCAGGGGCUCCAGGAAUCUCUGAGGGGGUCCCUCCCAUGCUGCAAGGACCCAAAGGAACUGGUUUCUCCAGGGUUACCCAGCAUAGGGGUUUAGGUAACUGCAGAGUGGAAUGUGUGUUUGCAGUGCCUGCUCAGCUGGCAAUGCCCCAAUGGGCUGAGGACCCCCAGAGGGAUGUCAGUAGGGUGAGAGCCUGGGCAGAGAGGUCCACACUCCUGUGCCUGCCCUCUGCCUUGCAGCAGUGCUGGACACUGGGGGCUUUCCUGUACGCCCCUCUUCAAGAGAGCUCUAAGCUGAGGUAGCUGAAGUGGGCAAUGCCUCAUGCGUGGGUACUGCCAGGCAGGGUAAAAGCAGAGCUCACAGUGCUGGGCACACUGCAAGGCAAGGGAGGCUGCAUGAGGUGCUGGAGAUGUCCACCAGUGUGUCCUUCCUCACCUGCCCCACCCCAGGCAGCCAGCAGGGAAGGGCAGGAGAAGCAGGGUGCUGGUGAACCAUUAACUUAACCCAGCAGUCAUUAGGGAGGAAGUCUCUAAAUCUGUUAGCUGCAGCUUUGCAGCUGGAAAUUCCCUUCUGACUUGGCCACAGUGGUGCUGGGAGAAGGGAGGCACACAGGACUCCUGGGGACUCCUGUCCCCACACCCACCCACAGGAACACAUGGGUGGGUGUGAGCAGGGUAGGGUGGGUGCUGGUGAAGGUACCUGUGCAUGCAAGCAGCUUGCUGUGUGUGCAUGCACAGGUAGCAUGUUUAUGUUUGUUCAUAUGUGUGCAUGUGAGCUUGUAUAACCCAUCACUGUGUGUGUGAGCCCCUCGUGGGUAUGUAAAUAAGUUGGCCUGUGUGUGUUUUCCUGCAUCUCUAUGAAUACACAGCAAAUCACCACUUUGUGUGACAGUGACACUGUCCCACGUGUGCCUAUGUGA